AUGUCUUCUUCAGAUUUAGAUGAUUUCUAUUCAUCAUUGUAUGGAGCUACUAGUGAUGAAAAACAAUCAACAACAGCUGAAACAACAGCGUUAGCAGCAGCAGCAACAACAACUAGCAAUAAUGGAAAAUCAAAUGACCAGCAGGGUACAAAGAGAAAGAUAGAUGAUGAAAACGAUGCAUCUUCGACAACAACUAAUAAUACAACGAAUAAUAAUACAUCAACUACAACGACUGCUACAACAACAACAACUACUACUACACCUACAAAUGCUAAAAUGAUACCACCAAGUUUAAUGAGAAAGAAGACAGCUGCAGCAUCUAGCACAACAAAGAAACCGACAACAUCAACAUCAUCAUCAACAUCAACAACAACAUCAUCAUCAUCAUCUGUUAUAAAUUCAGCAGCUGUUAUAUCAUCGAAAGCAGUUACCUAUUCAGCCAGUACCAUUUCAAAGCUACAGGAAUCGAAUGAAGUCAAAGUACCAUCAUACAAUUCACAUAUCACCAAAGAGAAACCGAUGGUCACUAUGGAGGAACCAAAGAAACUGAAAUAUACAAUGACCGCUGCUGGUAACUCUUGGGAGGAUCCAACGCUAUCCGAGUGGGAUUCCAAUGAUUUUCGUUUGUUUGUAGGUGAUCUCGGUAACGAUGUCACCGAUGAACUACUGAAGCAAGCCUUCCAACGAUAUCCAUCGUUCCUCAAAGCAAAAGUACUACGAGACAAGCGUACCCUAAAAUCAAAGGGAUUCGGUUUCGUUUCAUUCUCUGACUCGAAAGACUAUGUUCGAGCACUCCGUGAAAUGAAUGGCACGCCCAUUACGGUAUAUGCCUCAUCAGCAAUAUUAGUAUUUAUCUUUAUUGGUUUUGAUUUUUCUUUAUCAGAUAUUCCGAAUUGUAUGAUAUCAGAUAAUCCAAACCCAACCCCUAUUUAUGCAAAAGAUAUAUAUUUAAUUGUUAGUGAUACUGUAUCAUCAGGAAGAUAUGCAGCUGAUUUAAAUAAUCAAUCAAUGAAUGAUUAUAAAGGACAUUCAUUUGUUACUGGAUCAAAUCCUGGUUCUCGAACCUUACAUAACCUUUUGAAAACUACUACUGGAGGUGCUUACUCAGGUGGAUCCUCUAACUAUUUAAAUGGUCUUAGGGCGUCGGGAAGUUACUUCCCAACCUACGAUGGUUUCAAUGCAGCUUCAAUCGAUAACGAAGAAGAUAUAAGAAAUCAAAUACAAUAUGUAAAGAAUCAAACAAAUAUAGUUUAUGGAACAAGUGGUUAUAAUAACAAGUGGAAGAUGGUUAACGCUUAUUUUGGACUAUUCAAAGCGUGUUCGAUUUGUUCAAAGAUUGACUCUGCUUAUCAAACAAACCCAAUCUAUUGGAAGUCAUAUUAUUGGAAUAUUAUUGGAAAUCUUACAAAUAAUUUUCCAUCAAAGACAAUUGUUAAUUUAAUUGGACUACCCGAUUUAAAUCAAUUUAAAUCUGCUGGUACAAUGUGUAAAGCUUACAAUCAAGAUAAUAAUAUUUGUCCGUGUUUGUGGACACAGACAACGGCUACCUUAACAGCCAUAGUUAAUGCAGCCAAUCAAGGUAUGAAAGAUGCCAUCUCCUAUUGGAAACAAUCGGUCAACCAACAAACAACAACCAUUGGCUUCAUAUAUCAGCCAUUUUUGACGAGUACUACCUUUCCAUCUUCGGCACUUUCACCAGUCGAUUGUUUCCAUCCGAACCAAGCAGGACACCAACUUAUGUCAACAGGUCUAUGGAACAACCUCUUAGAAUAUUCUACCAAAUCAACAUCGAUUUCUUCCUCUACCAAUCUUAUUUGUGAAGAUACUUUCGAUGGUGUAGAUAGGGAUAAAAUAAUGAUAAAUAAACAAAAACUGCAACUACUAUUGAUUACAAUAUCAUUUGUAAUCAGUUUAGUCAGUGUAGUUCAUGCAAUACAAAUAGAUUCUCAUUCACAACUUAAAGCAUAUGAUGGUGUUGGAACGAAUCCACCUGUUGUUUUUGCUUACAAUGGAAACUUUGGAGAUACCUACAGUUGGACUGUACCGAGAGCACCUUUAGAUUCCACUUCAAAGAAACGUAAGCUAGGUUCAACCUCAGUGAUAUUUAAUCUUCAUUUCGAUAUCAAUGCCGCUCCAUACUUUAGUGGUCCGUUCGAAUAUGUCGAGCCGAUCAUCAAUGACCUCUCGCCACAGUCGUACUACCCCAAUGCCAACGGCAGAACACUUCGUCUCCAAGGAGAGUACUUCAUUAUCAACGACGACGAUCCCCAUCCCACUGCAGAGAUGAUUCGUUACGACGGUGCUGUUCACGCGCUCACCAUCAACAGUGUCGGACACAACGAAAUCCAAUGUGUAAUACCCGAUAUUUCGCCGGCAGACAUCGGUGGUUAUGUAAUUAAGGUGCGAACCUACACAGGAUUGGAAGUGACUGGUCCAAACAACUUUGACUAUGUCGUUCCCGUCGUUAGGUCGGUUACUCCCGAUCGUGGUAUCGCAGGACAAACACACGUCAUCGUGCUGAACGGUGACAACUUCUACGAUAUCUUCGGUUUUUCUGUCUCCACCAUCACUGUCGGUGGACAACCAUGCACCAAUCCCCAAGUAGACAAACUGACAGGCGCAAUCAGUUGCACGACACCCAACGUAGCGCUAGCACCAAGCCAAGCAGACCAACAAGAUAUCACAUUAACCAUCGAUGUUCAACAAGCUCAUUGUGACAGAAAAUUCAUAUUCUACAGUAAUUUUCUGAAAGCUCCUGAAAUUCUAACUAUCAAUCCAAAGAGAGGAUUUGCAGCUGGUGGAACUAAUGUUGUUGUUCAAGGACACUACUUGAUGGAUGUGACAGCAGCUAAUAUUGGUGGAUCGAUAUGUACUAUCGAUGUUACUACUAUCACUGCCGAUACUUUUACAUGUAGAACUAGUGCUUUCGAUUUGAAUGAUAUCACUGGUGUCACUCAUAGUCUUGUGGCAACGAUUGGCGGUGGCCAAUAUAGUUCGCCACCCACCGAGCAAUUCACUUAUUACACACCGAACAUCGUAUCGAUUUCACCUGCUAAAAUCAUUGACAAAGCCAACUGGGUUGUGACAAUAACGGGAACUGGAUUCUUUGCGAACAACUUGGUGAAGAUUGCCGACCAGGUGUUUGUACCAACCGGUGCAUCCACCGACAAGAUUCUCUAUGUCGACGUCGAUGCCAGCACACUCUCAGUAGGAAAUGCUAAUCUUAUUGUAAACUCUGAUGGCGGUGAUUCCAACACUGUUCAGAUCGCCGUUGCCAAACCAGAGAUCUCUGCUAUCACACCGGCCAACGGAUAUGUAUUCUCUGAGACCGCUGUCACUUUGACCAUCAAGGAUUUCCCACUUGGUAUGACUCAGGAUGAUAUCGAUAAAUACUUUGUAGUCAAGAUUAAAGAUAAACUGUGUGAGCGAUUGGUACAGGUCGACGCUACCAGAAUGACGUGUAUGGUGCAACCAGGUGAUGCCGUUCAAGCCGAAGAUCUAUCAUUCUCCAUCAAAACCAUUGCAUAUACAUCAACAGUGAAAUUCACUUACUUUGAACCGACAGUAACUGCACAGGCACAAUCUACAAACAUCCCUAAGGGUGGAGGUAAUCUUGUGAUCGAUGGAACCAACUUGGAUCUCGUCUCAACUGUCAAGCUGGACACUGAAAUCAUGGAUAUCACAACAUGUGUCAUUCAAGUCGCUCGAAUCACUUGCACCAUUCCAGCUCAUAUUCCAGGUGCUUUCCCAAUUGUUUUGGUUGUUGUCGAUACCAACGAUGUCGAACACGAAUACAACACUGGUACAAACAUCAAUUAUGUCGGUCCAUCCAUUACCAAAGUCAGUCCAAAGUAUGGAUCGAAAAUGCAUGCUGCCACCAUCACUCUUGAGGGAACAGGCUUUGGAAAUACAGCUGGUUUGAUAACUGUUACUGUGGGUGCCAAUGCGUGUAACAACGUUGUAGUGGUCACCAACAACAUUAAGAUCACUUGUGAUAUUGCAGCACUCGCACCGGCAGUCUAUCCAGUGGAGAUUCAAGUGCAACCCAACGCACUCACCGCAGCAGUCGAUUCAAUGGAUCAAAUUACCUACACUUCAAAUACACUCUCUUGUCUUGCACCCGGUGGAGCAGACGGUUCGAGUGCAGCAGUCGAUUGGUGGUUUGUCUACAAACUCAGUUCGGGAGCAAGCAACCCAUAUCUCUACAUAGAUUCCACUAUGGAUCGUCUCGAAAGAAGAAUAAAUCUCCAAGAUCAUCCAACAGCCAACACAUAUACCAGUCCAAUAGAAGCAACUUUCUUACAACACCCAGAUUACUACUAUAUGUUUUUCAACGAUCAACCAGACUCUAGAACUCCAGCCGGUAAAAGAUCGAAAUCAAAGAGAAAAACAUCACAUGGUGCACAUGGUCAUCUGAAAGGUAUGAUCUUUUGGGAUGAUCCUGCACCUGUGACUGGACAUGUCAGUGGAAUUCAUAUUGAGCACUCCAAUCCCGCUUUCCCUUCGUACCAAGCCGCUUCUGGUACAGCACUGAAUGGACCGGACAAAGGUAUUAAAUUCCUUGGUGCCAACGAUUUCAAUCAAUACUUCUUUUGUUAUUCUUUCAAUCAACUGGAGCAUGUUUUCCGUUAUAUUUCAUUCAAUGACGGUAAUCCACUUGAGAAGUACCGUGUGUUUGCAAACAUGAAUACCUGGACACAAAUUCAAAAGAAUCAAUACCCCUAUUUCUAUGAUUAUCUCUCUCAACAUCUCAGUUACAGCGAUCGUGUACCGUCGCUUGGAACACCAGCCAAGAAGGAGCCAAGUGAAUUGAUGGAAGAUUGUGUCGCUGUCAUCGCCGGUACCGUUGCCCUAGAGAAUGUAUGUUGGUGGCGAACCGGACAGAUUGCAGUGGCCAACGGUAAUCUCAAUGCCUACUACUUUAUGAAGAUAGGAACCGAUUUCACCGAUAGAACCUAUCCAUUUGGAAAUGCUGCUUUGCCACGUCCACCAACACUCAGCAAAUACAUCCUAAAGAAACAGGAAACAAGGGUUUACGAUGGUAUCGAUUUGUGGAUGGUCGUAGCCGAUCACUUCCAGAGAAAGAUGUUCAUUGAAAUGUUCUAUGCCAUCGCUGCCAAACAGAUGGAACCAACCGAACAAGUCUUGAAUGUUGCAUUCCUUGAACUUCCUCAACUACUUGCCACUCGAACACCAAAUGGAGCAGGUGGAUUCGACUACGAUGAUUUCCAAUACACCGGAAGAAAAGAUGAACAUGCUAAAUUUGGUCUGCCAAUGUACCCAGCUUAUGGUGCAAACGCAAAUAAUGCCAAUGAAAAUUAUUUCUGUGUUGGUGAUAGCAAUAGACAUAAUGGUCAAGGUGGUCGUGGUGGUGGAGUUGUUUGUAUUCAGCAUCCAACUUUGGUUUAUCAAUUCCACAGAAUGGUUAGACACUAUAACACUUUGAAUGCAGCCGGUCAACUGACUAAUCCUUCUGAUAGAGAUGCCAUUGAGUUUUCUUUUGCAAUUAACCAACCGAUCAAGCUUGACAGACCAGCCACCUGGACAAACCCAGUCAACAUCGAAAUCAAAGACUAUAUUGCCAAUGUUCAUUACUCAAAGUUGCCAAAGGAAGUCUACCAAGUUCUCCCAGCCACCAUCCUAGCGGCACACGAUGUGCUCGCCGAGUUCCAAGCACUCAGAACCACCCGUACCAAUGUAGCACCAGCAGGUGGCGAGAUGACAUCGGUCACCCCUCCAGCGACAUUCCCGGUAACCCAACCCGAUAUUAUGAAUUUCGUUGCAACGGAUAUCAUGACUCUCCACUACCAGGCGUUCGACCAAGCCAUUGGAUCGGUAUGUGAUUACGACGCACUGAAAGUUGCAUGUUUGCAAGCGGAUACACGUGUCACAGAAAUCGAUAGAACACUUCCAUUUGGUUAUGCAGCACCUGACUAUCCUGCCGCCUAUGGAUACACCUAUGCCGGAUUGCAACCAGUGAGAACCUACAAUUUGAAUACCAACAAGGAUUUCAUUCUACUCAAAUUCGUAUCGGAAUUCAUGACCAAACUUCCAAAUCCCAAGAGAAAGAACUACGAAUUUAUGAUCGAUACCACAGGUACCAUUUUAACAACUCGUUUCCAACCACCGUUUAUUAUCAGACUUACAGAAGAUAUGUGUCAAGAAGAAAUUGCUUACUUUAUGACACUUCAAUACAUCUACUACCAAGCUGGUGCACAGAAUGAAGCAACUCUAUUAUACAACAUCAAUGCCAUCAGUCCAAAUUGGGCAAAUGGUGUAAUUUUAGCUAUUUCAAAGAAACUUUAUAAUAGUUUAGUUGUUGGAAAGAAUGCAAACUUUGAUCCAUGUUUUGAUAAUAUUUUUGAUAAUUUCCCUAAUAUUGAAACUUAUACAGAUGAUAAGGCAAUGGAUCCACCAGGUUUAACUUUGGAAAAGAUUGUAAGAAGAUCAGCUGCUGCUGCUUGGGAUUGGAUGGGUCCAUCCUAUGCUGAUGGUAAUGGUGCCAGAGUUAAUAGAGUUGAUAAUGCCGAUGUUAUUCCAGUGGAUUACUUGAUGAAGCUGAUGAUUAAGACCUUCCAAAUUAGUGGUGUUCAAUCAAUGGAUGGUUUCGCCAAAUUGGUUAAGAAACAAUACAAGACUGAGAUCAACUUUAAGACCAUUCUCAUCAAUAACUACAUUAUUAAACCACCUGCACCAAAGGUAGCUGUCGUUGCUAAUAAUGGUAUCGUCCUUAUGAAUUUACCGAUGAACUUCCAAUCGAGAAGAUUACAAGAGUUGAUCGAAGAUCCAAUCGAUUCACAAGCACCACUUCUUCAGAACGAAAGAUCAUUGGACUCGGGUAUUCACCAACUCCUGCUUUCCUACAUGAAUACAAUGAAUGAGAGCAGUGUCACUUCACUCACUCCAUAUGAACAGGAAAAGUUGGAGACAUCCAUCGACAAGUGGAUAACCAUACGUAGUCAAAGCCAAGCAAUUCAGACAUUGGUAUUGGAUCCAACCAAUCAGCACAGCAAUCAACCGAUUAAGUUUAUCGAUGAAAUCAAUCGUGACCAGAAUGGCUAUCAAAUAGAUCUUGGAUACCAAACGAUUGGUACCACCGGUAGUAGAUACACAUUGUUAACACCUCUUUCCAUAGUCUCAAUUACAUUCGUUCUCGAAAGUAUCAUGAUAAGUGAAGCAGCAAGCAGAGUUUCAAUUGGAGAUUUAGAAUUUUAUUAUCUUCCAAAGCCAGCCAAUUACAAUGGUGUCAUCACAAGUGAUGUCGAUGGAAUCGGACCAGUUGUGACAUCGAUCAGUAACUCCACCGGACCAACCGUGGGUGGUAAUAUAAUUACUCUCAAUGGUAUCAGAUUCAAUUCAUCGAUGACCGUUGCAGUUGGUGACUAUGAAUGUCAAUCCACUACACUUGUCUCUUCCAACCAAAUAGUGUGUACAGUUCCAAAGGGUUCAGGUACUCAACAUUUGAUUCAACUCUUUACCGACCAAACUUUAUUCAACCUUCAGAGAACCAAAUUCUUCUAUUCAUACAAUGCACCAGCGAUCAUCGAUAUCUCUCCAAAUAUUAUUGAGAGCUACGGUACUGAUAUCAUGACUAUUUUCGGUUCCAACUUUGGUGAUGAUGUCAGCAAAGUCAAGAUCAUGAUUGAUGAGAGACUCGAAUGUUCUCCAAUCAUUGGUAUUUCAUCGGAUUCAAUCGUUUGUGUUACACCAUCUGCCAUUGGUGACCAUCGUACUGUGACUUUAUCUGUUGCUGAUCAAUCUUCAAGAUACACAAUCGCUACUCUCGAGACCCAAUCAUUCAGUUUCAGCGGACCUCAAAUCAACGCUUUCGCUCCGAGCUCUGGUGAUCCCAAUGAUGUUAUCAUUGUACUGGGUAAUGGUUUCGGUAAUCCUGAAGACUCUGACUUGCCACCACUCAUCUACAUCGGUGAUGAUCUCGUUGAAAUCAACAACUUCACCAAUGAUGAGAUUACCUUUACUCUGGAAUUCGAUACACUCACCCAACCACUCGUCAUCCAAGCCGGAGAUCAAUCUGUCAACUCUCAGUUCACAUACCUUCCACCAGUCGUUUCACUUUUCAACAAUACAUUUGUUCAAACCUCGGGAGGAUUGAUUCAAAUCUUUGGAUAUGGAUGGGGUAUCUCAACGGAUGAAGUUGAGUUCACAGUGGGAGCAAGCGACAUUGAUUGUAAUGCAUUCGAUUACUUUGUAGAGUGCUACAUUCCUCCUGGUAUCGGAGCAAACCUGAGUGUUACAGCAACAGUGUCAGAUCAAUCGAUUGAUCUUGGAUUAAACGAUACCAUUUCCUAUCUUCCACCAACCAUCUCCGAGUAUAGGAUUGGUGAUGAAAAUAACUUGUUAUUCUAUGGUACAAACUUUGUUCCAGUUGACCUUGGUGUAACAUUCGACGCAGCUACAACCUAUGUCAAACUUGUUUAUGAUAACCAAAUACAGAUAUGCACGACCUUCAAGACUAGCAGUUAUAUCGAAUGUGCCUAUUCAAAUCAGUUACCAAAUACAGCUCAAGUCUUUAUUGCUGGACAACCAUCAAAUAUUCUCAAUCUUUCACUAGAGUAA
Messenger RNA from Heterostelium album PN500, 8577 nucleotides. RefSeq names its product ssRNA-binding protein. Gene Ontology annotation, molecular function: RNA binding; deoxyribonuclease II activity. The transcript has 13 exons. NCBI's taxonomy places the organism in Eukaryota, Evosea, Eumycetozoa, Acytosteliales, Acytosteliaceae. The record is from RefSeq and is a predicted model, not a curated record. Gene Ontology annotation, biological process: DNA metabolic process. The coding region runs from base 1 to 8577 and encodes 2858 amino acids.